AUGUUCUAUCUUAUUGUAUGGUUGUCAGUGUCUGUAAUCAUAUCUAAAAGCUCUGAAGGGAUAAAGUUAGGUGGAGCUACAAAUGCCGACACGAAUGAUCCAGAAAUCAAGGAAGUAGCAGAAAAGGCGAUGGUACAAGUGAAUGGGAAGACUAGGAGCAGAAAUCUCUACAAACUCGUGAAAAUUAUCAAUGCUCGUACUCAGGUGGUGUCCGGAACGAAAUAUUACUUCACAAUCCUCGCUGCAUCGACCAAUUGUAGAAAGGCGGGUCUUCAAAUUUGGAAGCCUUCAAAACCAUUAGCUUUGCAGAAUACAGGAGAAAUAAAUCUUGCGAAAUGUGCUGUCGAUACGAAUAAACCAACAAAGCAAUUCAAUGUAGAAGUUUGGUCACAACCAUGGACAAACACAUUCCAAGUCACUCUAACAUGA
Loa loa (African eye worm) is the source of this 429-nucleotide messenger RNA. Its product is annotated as cystatin-type cysteine proteinase inhibitor CPI-1. The coding region runs from base 1 to 429 and encodes 142 amino acids. Gene Ontology annotation, molecular function: cysteine-type endopeptidase inhibitor activity. The transcript is spliced from 4 exons. The record is from RefSeq and is a predicted model, not a curated record. NCBI's taxonomy places the organism in Eukaryota, Metazoa, Nematoda, Chromadorea, Rhabditida, Onchocercidae.